AUGAUAAUGCUUUCUUUUAUGGGAUUUUUACAAUCUUGUUUAUUGAUUGUAAAUUCCUUUGCAAUCUUAAAUGAAAGAUUUUUAAAUAAAAUUGGUUGGGGUGUAAAAAGUGAUUUAGAUAUGAACUCAUUUAAAGGGAAAAUAAUAACAUUAUUACAUAGUUUAAGAUUCUUUUUUAGAAGUAUGUUCUCAAAUAUUUAA
Dictyostelium discoideum AX4 is the source of this 201-nucleotide messenger RNA. RefSeq lists its product as hypothetical. The coding region runs from base 1 to 201 and encodes 66 amino acids. The record is from RefSeq and is a predicted model, not a curated record. Lineage: Eukaryota; Evosea; Eumycetozoa; Dictyosteliales; Dictyosteliaceae. The transcript is spliced from 2 exons.